Messenger RNA from Hyalella azteca, 3333 nucleotides. RefSeq names its product aminopeptidase N. Gene Ontology annotation, biological process: proteolysis; peptide catabolic process. The coding region runs from base 154 to 2934 and encodes 926 amino acids. Gene Ontology annotation, cellular component: cytoplasm. The record is from RefSeq and is a predicted model, not a curated record. Gene Ontology annotation, molecular function: zinc ion binding; peptide binding; metalloaminopeptidase activity. The transcript has 18 exons. NCBI's taxonomy places the organism in Eukaryota, Metazoa, Arthropoda, Malacostraca, Amphipoda, Hyalellidae.
UCAAGUCUAGAUAUCUCGAGUUGUGCCUCAGUUUGGGAAAGUGCUGCUCUGAAGGCAUGCAGUUUCGUCGUUUUACCGAGGAACAAAUUUAAGGAUUCUGCAUGACACAUUUACAGAAACUUCUGUGCCUUCGUACCUUGGAGUUUUGCAAACAUGGCUUACAAAACGGGAUUUGUCGCUCUGGCUCUUCUGAUUUUUUUCCAAGCGAAAGAGUGUGAUUGCGCAUCUAACGCAGGCGCAUCUCUGGAAGCAACGAACGUGAGACUGCCCACGUCUCUCAGCCCCGUCAGUUACGUACUGCGACUGCAGCCGCUGAUUAACGGCAACUUCACUAUUUUGGGAUAUGUUGAAAUUGUAUUUGGCGUAAUUGAAGCUACCAACAACAUCACUCUUCACAUCAAAGAUAUCAUCACUAAGAACGAUACGAUUCAGUUGUACUCGGGUGACAAGCCGAACGGUCAACCCAUCGCAAUCGUGGAGCACAGCUACGACGCAGACCGCGACUUCUACACCGCGACUCUGGCAGAGCCUCUGACAGCUGGCCGGCAGUACCUCCUCCUCAUGGAGUACGAAGGAUACCUCAACGAUCAGCUUGUCGGCUUUUAUCGCUCGCAGUACAAGAGGGAUGAUGGAAGUGAAGUUUGGGCGGCAGUGACUCAAUUUCAACCAACGGACGCGCGACGCGCAUUCCCGUGUUUCGACGAGCCCGCCUUCAAGGCUACGUUUGACAUCUCCAUCGCUAGGCAGACCAACAUGACUGCCAUCUCCAACAUGCCUCUCGUUGACACCACUCCCUUUGCUGAUGACGAAGAAUGGGUAUGGGAUCAUUUCGCCCCCAGCCUACCAAUGUCGACCUAUCUGGUAGCAUUUAUAGUCUCCGAUUAUGCCUCCGUAAAUUCUACGUACAAUGACCACGUUCUGUUCAAAGUUUGGGCACGAAAAGAGGCCAUCGACCAAACUUGGUACGCAAUUGCAGCUGGACCAGCAAUUCUGACCUGGUACGAGGAGUACUUCAGCAUCCCCUUCCCUCUGCCCAAACAAGACAUGGCAGCUCUACUAGACUUCUCGCUGGGUGGCAUGGAAAACUGGGGGCUUAUCACAUACAGGGAAACAGCUUUGUUGAUGGAUCCAGAACUGAACUCAGCCUCUGACCGAGAGCGCGUAGCCACGGUGGUGGCGCACGAGCUGGCUCACCAGUGGUUCGGAGACCUGGUCACCAUGGAGUGGUGGUCAGACUUGUGGCUCAACGAAGGAUUCGCCUCUUAUGUCGAAUAUUUGGGAACGGACUUUUAUGAACCAGACUGGAAGUACCUGGACACGUUCGUUAAAAGCGACGUCCAAUACGCAUUCGUACUGGAUUCACUUGAAUCUUCUCACCCAAUAAGCGUGGCAGUCGAGUCCCCGAACGACAUCAACCAAAUUUUCGACUCGAUCUCGUACUCUAAAGGGGCUUCCAUCAUCCGCAUGAUGAACAACUUCCUCACGGAAUCAACAUUCCGGUCUGGUAUCACCAAUUACCUGAACUUGAAUAAAUAUGGAAACGCGGCACAAGAUGACUUGUGGGAAGCUUUAACAGAGCAGGCUCACGCCGACGGAACUUUACCUCAAGAUUUGACUGUAAAAACCAUCAUGGAUACGUGGACCCUGCAAAUGGGAUACCCUGUGGUGAAUGCGUACAGAUCUGGUCAAGGGACUGUCAUCCUGUCUCAGAAACGCUUCCUGCUGGUCAAGAGUCCUAACUCAACGGACACGCACGACUACAAGUGGUGGGUGCCUGUUUCCUACACCACUCAGAGCUCACCGGACUUCUCGCAAACUCAGCCGACUUACUGGAUCCCAAACACCGAAGAAAGCAUCACUAUUGACGGCAUCCCUGAUGGCCAGUGGGUUGUCUUCAAUCUUCAAGAAACCGGAUACUACCGUGUAAAUUACGACAGCAAUAACUGGCAGCUGCUCGUCGACCAGUUAACUAGCAAUCUGAGUGUGAUCAACCUUGUCAGCAGAGCACAGCUCAUUGAUGAUUCUAUGGAUUUAGCGCGAGCAGGACAACUCCAGUACGACAUCGCCCUCGACCUUAACUCCUACUUGAUAAAAGAGUCCGAAUUCGUGCCGUGGGACGUAGCCUUGGAUAAUCUGGAGUACCUCGAGCAGAUGUUCACACGAAGAGGAGGCUAUGGACAGUUGAAGCAUUACUUGACGGACUUACUAGAACCACUCUACAACAGCGUCGGAUUUGAAGAUAAUACCAAUGAUCCACAACUGGAGCAAAAGAAACGCGUUCUUGCCGUUGACUGGGCUUGUCAUUUGGGGUACGGAGACUGCGUGAUGCGAUCUGUUCAGCUCUACAGUCAGUGGAUGGCAUCGCCUGAUGACCAGACCUUGAUCUCAGCCAAUCUUCGCUCGACCGUGUACUGCACCGCGAUCGCUCACGGCGGAGAGGCCGAGUGGAACUUCGCAUGGGAGCAAUACUUGGCCACCAACGUCGCCCGAGAAGAGGAACGCAUUCGUUAUGCACUGUCGUGCUCUCGUGAAGUCUGGAUCCUUUCCAAGUAUUUGGAUAUGGCGUUCACUGAAGGAAGUGGCAUAAGGAAGCAGGAUGCGGGACGAGUCUUUGAAAACAUCGCAUCCAACGACAUCGGGCGAGAUAUUGCUUGGGAGUAUCUGCAGAACAACGUUGAACACAUAGCUGGAUAUUUACAGACAUUCUCAGUAGUCGGUGACAUGGUGGCUGCUGUCUCCAACGAAUUCAAUACAGAACUUGAACUUCAAGAGCUUAUCUCAUUUAAAAAUGUUCACGUGGAUGAGCUGGCCUCAGCAACCUACGCCAUCGAUCAGAGCAUCGAGAACACGUCCAACAACAUCGCCUGGAUGGACAGCUACUACGACUACAUCGUCAACUGGCUCACAGGGAACGGAUAUCCACUGAUGUUAUGAAUUUAAUUCCAUGAUUAUACACCAGAUAAUGACAUCUAAAUGUGCAAAACUCGCUUCAUUUUCGUAUCAAUGUAGCGAAAGCAAUUGAAGAUUGAAGAUUUUUCGGUUUCUAAAAUUUUAGUAGUUAAUUAUUCGCAACCAAAAACUUUGUUACAGCUAAAUAAAUGAACGUAUGAAAUAGCUAUUGAAGUGAAUAACACAUUGAUUGUUGGAUUUAUAUGCACCGACACAGUUGAAAUGACAGUUACACGGUACUGAGCCUCGUUGCUGUUUCUUGCAGCAAUCACCCAGGCGUCUACACAUAGUAGAGGUUUAAUACAGACUGUUAGGUCCAACACAGGACAGUCUAAGACAGUAGGUCCAAAAUCCGUAGUGAGCCCAAUAUGUCACCUAUCCUAC